AGAGCAGCAUCAGGGCACUUCUGAUUCACAAACUUAACAACCCAGAUGUCUCUCCCUGCUGAUUUCCCUGGCCCAAACUGCCAAGGAAAGCAGACUACAGCCAACACCCUCAGAGGAAGGAACCUCCAGGCAGAUAAAGGUUGGCUUGAAACAGAAGCCAACAAUAUUCCUGGGCCUAAUCAAAGACUUUUUUCACUACUUUUUACAGUCAUUUUCUUUGUACUUCUGGCACCAUCUUUGUUAGGAAGAUUUAUUGUCUGCUUUUUAAAAUUUAUCAGUUUGGAACAGCCACCAGAUGAAGGGAUCUCUUAAAUCACUCUGUAAGGGGAGAGUGUGAACAUGUGUCUUACAGUCAGAGCUUUAAACUCUCUCACUCUGGAAAACCUCUUACAAACAUCAACAAUGAGAGGAACAUUUUUGAGACAGUUAUACUCAAGACAUGCUGUUAACAAGGUGCUCCAUAUUUUGAAGUUAUUGAAUUACAAUUAUUCAAAUUAACUGUAUCCAUUAAAGACUAAAAAGGAGAUUGCUUUAAUUAUAUGAGAAAUUAAGAGAGUAACAGAUUUAUCUGUUGAUUGUUAAUCUCUGACAAAAUAAAGGUUUCAGACAAGAAGAAUGUUAAACAUUGCUAUUAUAGUUACCACUCUAAUUUCUUUUAGAAAGAUCUAUUUACUUAACUAUUUAAGUUACAAAUCCAAGCAACUGUUGCAUCAUCUUACAGGACUGGGAUCGCUGUGGAAUAUCAGGGCAGGAUAAUAGGAUAGAUAAAAGUUCUCUGAAAGAGAAAGCACCAGAACCAGCAGCAAGGUGGGGUUGGUCAGCCCUUCAUUUGAAUGUAAAUGUAAUUAUGAGGCAGGCAGUUGGGCUGACGUCAGACAAGAUCUUGGUAAACCAUUACCACCAGCACCUGGUAACACAGUUGAUAAUAAAAGAGGAUGAAGUAGGAGAUUCCAAGCAGAGUGGCAUUACUAGAGAAAACCCAACACAAAUAUUUUUGGGCAGUAAAAGAAGACAUUGAGGAACAAGAUGUUGUGACGCUGUGUUUACAGUCCGGGACAGCCAUGUACGUGAGCUCGCUCUUGGAGAAGGAGCCCAGCAUGUACCCAGGAUCUGCCAGGGCCAGCAACAACCUGCCCGUGCAAAACUUCGUGUCUGCUCCAGCCUACUCUGACUACAUGGGAUACCACCCUGUGCCAGCCCUGGACACCCACGGGCAGCCAGCACCGGCCUGGGGCUCCCACUACGGCCCCCAGCGCGAGGACUGGAGCGCCUACGGCCCAGGCCCUUCCAGCGCCGUGCCCGCUGCCCACAUCAAUGGCUCGUCCCCCGGGCAGGGCUCCUACAGCUCUGCUGAUUACAGCUCCCUGCACCCCACUGCUGCUGCUGCUGCUGCUGCUGCGGGGUUACCUCCUGUAGAUACAAUUAAUGCCCAGCAGCAAAUCUCUCCCAACAGCCAAAGGCACAACUCUUAUGAGUGGAUGAGGAAAACGGUGCAAACCAACACUGCUGGUAAAACAAGAACAAAAGAAAAGUACCGGGUUGUUUACACAGAUCACCAGAGGCUGGAAUUAGAGAAGGAAUUUCACUGCAACAGAUACAUUACAAUCAGGAGGAAGUCAGAACUCGCAGCAAACCUGGGACUCUCUGAAAGACAGGUGAAAAUCUGGUUCCAGAAUCGCCGAGCGAAAGAGAGAAAAAUGAUCAAGAAGAAAAUCUCGCAGUUUGAUGGCAGCGGGGGCUCAGCUCAGAGUGAUUCUGGUUCACUCAGUCCAAAUGAACUGUCAAAUUCUCUCUUCCCACCACCACAUGGAAUAAAUGGAUUACAGCCUAAUGACAUUCAUCAAGUCAUGGUUUCAGAAUGAACAGAGGGGAAAAAAACAAAACAGGAAAAAAGAAAAAACAAGAAUGGAUUCACCAUUGCCAUCCCUCACCUUGGAAACUCAACUUUUCAAGGGACCAUUUUCAUUUAUCUGCCUUCAGAGCGCUGAUCUCUAAGCAGGAAAUCUGAACCUAUAACCAAAAUACUUUAAUUAUUGAAAAAAAUCUCAGGGACUUUGUGCUGCUAAGAUUCAUCUCUCGGGAUCUUUGCUAGCAGGUAAUUUGCUUCAGACACUGACACAAAGAAUGAUACAGCUGAAGAUUCAGUACAGGUAGUUCUAGUCUGAUCACACAUAUACACAGAAAACUAAGAGAACUGAUUAUAAAAGAGAGUACUAUUGCAGAAAAUAUAAUAAUCUGGGUGUGUUUGGUUUGUUCCAUUUAUAUUAUUAGAGGAAACCAUAGAUGUUAAUAAAUAUUUACAAUUAAAUGGACUGAAAAGAAUGCUACUUUUUGAAAACAGCAAAACCAUUUAAAACACUUUGAAAUGCUCAAGGGACAUAAUAAUGUUGCUAAACCAACAUAGUGCAUUUAAUUAAAUAACGCAGAUCAUCUCUGCCCUAUGGAAUUGUAUUCAAGCAAUAGUUACAGAUGCAGAAUAUACCAAACCUGCCAAGAUUUGUUCCACUGUAAGAAUUUCUCACAUACAUUAGGAAAUGCCAGAUAAUUUGGAAGAUAAGUAUUACCUCAAUCUUCUAGGACUGCACAUAUUAUUGCUCAAAAAUUCAAGCACAAAUGGAAUGGAAACAGAACUGUUACUACAAACAAACCACCAAAAAAGCAAAUAAAGAAUUUACUUGACAUCUUUAAACAUGUGAAGUGAAACAGGAGCAGUCUCAGGCCAUUGAUUUUAUCCCUGACACUUUUUUGGGGCUGAAGGCAACAACUCUCCCAAAGUAGCUGAGAGGGUAUUUUGAAGCUGUCACCUGCAACUGAGCAACCACAAAAGAAAUGUUCACUUCAUGGGCACUCCUGGAAAAGCCCAAAUUAAGGACAUGAUCACAGUGGGGUUUGCUUUAAUUACUGUUCCAUGUUGGCAGGUGAGAAGGUAGCAAUGGUAUCUACAAGACAAGCGAUGAGUCUGGAAAAAGCAGAAAGAAAACCCAAAGCACUAAAAAAAUCCCCAAGCUCUUCAGUAGUACUAGUCUUUGGAAUUUCUUAAUAUGACCUUUUUGCUAGUAUACAAGUGAACAGCUCUAUUGGGAAAAUUUAAUAUUCCUGAAAAUGUCAAGGGGAGCAAAGGUAAUAAAAAGGGGAAAAAAGCAGAACAGGAACAGAAAACAGCAUUAUGAAAAUCAUGCAUCACUUAUUUCAGCAACAUCAAACCCUUGCUCUCAGAAACAGCAGAAUAAAUUCUGCUUUCCUUUGUGUCAGUGAGCACUGAUAAUGCACUGAACAUCACGGACAGAACCUGUCAAAGCUCUCAUCAUCUGGAUUCAAAACACUGGAUAACAAAGUUGAGGAUAUGCCUGACUAUUCCCCAUUUAUUUUAAAAUAACUGUUAGAGUAACUCCAUGAAAGCAAUUCUGUUGGAAGUUCCAAGAAUAACACUCAUCAGAACUAAAUUGUGAAUGACAUCUUUGUAGACGUAAAUGUCUCAAACAAAACUAGGAAAAAAUCCUGUAACACAGAUUAAGAUUACCCACUGUAAACAUUCUGUGAGUGGUUCCCAAAUAUAUUUCCUAGUUCUAUCAUAUGGUUCAAAGAAAUGGGUGUAUUCUAAUGCAAACAAAGUGUAUACAGAAAAUCUUGCGUAUAUAAAUAGAUAUAAAACUCAGCCUGAUGAGAAACUGAGACCACAUCUGCCUGGCUUUAACUCAGGAUCUCCUAAAUCCGCUUGCUGAUGUUCUGGUGGGAUCACAGGGACGUUUUAGGAGCCAGAGCACGUUGUGGAACAUGCACACACAGAGCUGGUUCUGUUCAGAUUCACUGAAAUGCACAAGUGACACACACAUGCCUUUUUUCUCUGCUCUUCAGUCAAAUAAAUCCAGAUUUUUUCCUUGUGAGAGAGGAAGUUUCCCCAGUUCCACCAGCCCCUCUACCUGGGCUGUCCUUAUAUACAUGAAGGAUGUCGAAAAUAAAAUAAUCUCUCAGGAAACUCAGACUUUAGAUAUACAAGAAGAAAGGGAAGUGAACCUUUACCUCAAAUCAGCAGAAGAGCCAUUUCUAUGGAAACCAGGAGAGGGCUUUUGUGAGGCUUAGCAGUGGCACAGAAAUGGAGAGAGAGAAAACUUCUAGUCUGCAGAUUUUUUUUUUCUCUGAUUAAUUUUCUUAUCAACAAGGAGAAAUGGCAAGUACAGCUAUAACACACAAUAUACCAUUCAUUAUAUUUGUGUAUUAGAAAUGCAUUGCUUCAGAUUUCCCUUCUCAUUUAUGGCAAAAUUGGAAUAAAACACAGUUAUUUACCAGCUUCACAUUCAACAUAUUCCAAUCAUCAUCUUGCAGAUUCUAACCAAGCAGUCAGGAAACACCACCCUGCCCUGACAAACUGCUCAGAGGAGCCACUGAAGCCACUGACUGCACUCAGAACAACCACAGUUGACAAAGGAAUCACUUUAAAUAAGCCCAUUUCAGAUGUUGUUAGAGUUGGAAUGGGAUACAAAGCACCCCCUCUGGCAUGUUUAAUAUCACUCUUGUCAAUAAAAACUGUUUUUCUUUUUCA
Cyanistes caeruleus (blue tit) is the source of this 4540-nucleotide messenger RNA. RefSeq names its product caudal type homeobox 4 (gene CDX4). Gene Ontology annotation, biological process: cell differentiation; anterior/posterior axis specification; embryo development. The record is from RefSeq and is a predicted model, not a curated record. Lineage: Eukaryota; Metazoa; Chordata; Aves; Passeriformes; Paridae. Gene Ontology annotation, cellular component: nucleus. Gene Ontology annotation, molecular function: DNA-binding transcription factor activity, RNA polymerase II-specific; RNA polymerase II transcription regulatory region sequence-specific DNA binding.